AUGAAAGUUCAAACGUUAACUUUUGUCGCCUCUUCUGUUUCUGCCAUUACUCUAGUAGCCUGCUUGGUGUCGAUGUUUUCCAUAUAUUCAGAUGUGGCUCGUUUCUGGAUUGAACUUGAGGAGGAAAUUAGCACAUUUCGGGUGACGACUAACGACCUCUGGAAAGACAUCGUAAGCAUUGGCUCGAUUAAACGAGUUCGUAGAGAGCAGCAGGAAACUGAAGCCCCCUCAAACACUUCGGCCGAUGGACCACCUUCAAUACCUUAUGGUAAACCACCUUCAACACCUACAUUCGCACAACAGUCAGGUCCAAACGGCCCUGGUUCCCAGUGUGCCUGUAAAGCCGACAAUAAAUGCCCAUCCGGUCCACCAGGGGCAAAGGGAAUACCUGGCACUCCUGGUCCGGAUGGAUAUCCUGGGCUUGAUGGAAAGCCCGGAAUUGACUCUGAGGAUGUGGCUCCUCAACGUGAUACCGUCGGCUGUUUCUAUUGCCCCUUAGGACCACCAGGUCCUCCGGGUGCGCUAGGACGACCGGGACCACGAGGACUUGCUGGACCAAAAGGCCACAACGGCAAUCCUGGAAGGGAUGGAAUACCAGGACAUCCUGGAGAGCAAGGUCCAUCGGGUCCCACCGGCAAGAUUGGAGAACCAGGACCUCCAGGAGAAAAAGGAAGAGACGCCGAACACCCUGUCGGUCGCCCUGGACCAAAAGGACCGCGCGGAGAUCCAGGUCUACCUGGACCACAAGGACUUAAUGGACUGAACGGGCCGCCGGGUGAGCCGGGUCCCAUUGGACCACCGGGUCCAGUUGGAAACCCUGGCCCAAGGGGUUCAGAGGGCGAAAUCGGUGAGGAAGGUCCAGAAGGACGACCAGGUAAGGACGCCGAGUACUGUCCGUGUCCUGAUCGUGUUCACGAUAAUGAUGUUGCAAAAGGGUACAAAACGCUUUAA
This is a messenger RNA of Angiostrongylus costaricensis, 951 nucleotides long. NCBI's taxonomy places the organism in Eukaryota, Metazoa, Nematoda, Chromadorea, Rhabditida, Metastrongylidae. The record is from the annotation of a GenBank genome assembly.